Salvelinus namaycush (lake trout) is the source of this 1632-nucleotide messenger RNA. RefSeq names its product coiled-coil domain-containing protein 9B. The transcript has 10 exons. Bases 1 to 1632 code for a protein of 543 amino acids. Lineage: Eukaryota; Metazoa; Chordata; Actinopteri; Salmoniformes; Salmonidae. The record is from RefSeq and is a predicted model, not a curated record.
AUGUUGAAGAAAGAGAAGGAUGUGGAGCUGGAUAAGAGGAUUGAGGCGCUCCGCAGGAAGAAUGAAGCACUCAUGAAGAGGUACCAGGAGGUAGAGGAAGACAAGAAGAGAGCGGAGAAGGAAGGAAUGGUACUGCAAAGCCCUAAGGGUAAAGCAGGGGACUUAACCAUCACCAUCAACAAGUCUACCAGCGAUCCCCGUGUUGUGAUGACCAAACCAGGCACGGGUGGUUCUCCCACCCCAAAGUGGGUCCAGGAGCUUGGGGAGAGGGAGGCGGAGGGGAACCUGCUGUGCUCUGGGCGGGGCAGGAGGAAGCAGCUACUGGUCACCAUGGCUGGCAACACAAAGGGUAAGAGGGUGGUGAGUGAGAGGCUGGAGAGAAGGCCAGGUCCAGGUCCCCUCAGUCCACUGGAUGUGAAGAGCCCUACAGAGGACAACCAGCACCGUGUGGAAUCAGCAGCAAGAGGAAAACACCAGCAGACUCACACAGCAAAGAGAGAAACAGGACCACAGGAUGAAGUGGGGCAGGGGAAGUGUUUGACAGAGGAGCGUCACUGGCUGUCAGAGUGUGAGCCUUACCACCAGGAGUCUGAGAGGCUAGACCCAGCAGGCGACACAGACCUCACCAUCCCCACGUCUAAAGAGGAGCAGCAGGAGUACUUGUGCUGGAAGAAGGAGCGUGAGCAGAUCGACCGUCAGCAGCUGUGGGGCAAAGACAAGCGGGGUAAAAAUGUUCCAGUGGUCAGCAGUAAAGCCAAGGGCAAGGACCGGCUGACUGGGAGGGCCAGAAGAUGGGAUGCCAGCGAGGAUGGGGAGGAGUUGCAGGCCUCUAAGACUAGUUUGGAGGAAUUCUUAGAAGAGCUUGAUGCUUUGGCUGACCCUGACAUAGAUGACUCCACUGCAGAAACUCCAGAGGUCAAAGAUGGUGACCUCAAAAUGGAGUCUUCGCUAACCCUGGAUGUGGUGAAGACCGAGAAAGUGAGUGGAAGCAUCAGUCCUGGCCUAGACAAGGCCGAGACGGCUCAGGCCCCAGCCGACCCCCUGGAGGACGAGACAUCCAGACAGGGGAAGGCUGAGGCCUCGUCCCCUCAAGCUACAGAGAAGAAGGUCCGCUUCUCAGAGGAGCUCAUCAAGGGGCCCGGGGCCUACGAGAAGCCCAGUACUGGAGCCCAGAACUCUGGCCGCUCAGAAACCAAGGGCACCAGCGCGUUAAAAGUUGCCUCCCCCAUCAAAAACGGACAGAAGUUGGAGGAGCAGAAGCAGUCCCCCGAGGGCGACCAGGAGGAUGCUGGUAAUGCCCUGGACUGGGGGGAUCAGCAGGCUGCAGCUGUCCAGGCACAGAGCUCAUCUGAUGGGCAGAGACAGGGUCAGGAGGGCCCUCCGUUUCUUGAUGCCUCCAAAACAGAAUGUGCUGAAAGCGGCCAUGACGGUGUGCUCAGCCCUGUUCUCCCCAUUUCACACAGUGAUGUCAAAGACCCUGCCCCUCCACAGGAUAAUUCUGUCCAGCCUUUAGAGCAUGCCAAGAGCAAUACAGAGGAGCUGAUUGACUCCAGUCUGUCUGUUCUCAGCCUGGAGUCAGGAGAGACUCACCCAACCCACACCACCAGUACCGAUAAGGUCAGUAUGGACUGA